Messenger RNA from Arxiozyma heterogenica, 1437 nucleotides. It is a transcript of the gene MSF1, whose product is annotated as phenylalanine--tRNA ligase. Gene Ontology annotation, biological process: phenylalanyl-tRNA aminoacylation. The record is from RefSeq and is a predicted model, not a curated record. The transcript has a single exon. The coding region runs from base 1 to 1437 and encodes 478 amino acids. Gene Ontology annotation, molecular function: ATP binding; tRNA binding; phenylalanine-tRNA ligase activity. Gene Ontology annotation, cellular component: cytoplasm; mitochondrion. NCBI's taxonomy places the organism in Eukaryota, Fungi, Ascomycota, Saccharomycetes, Saccharomycetales, Saccharomycetaceae.
AUGAAAUUGAACAAGGUUGAUCUAGUAAACCAAAGUUUUACUCAUCUGAUUAGACGAUAUAAAUUGACUGCAUUCACUCCAAUUAGAAGGCCUUUGCCUAAAACUUUAGAGAUUGAUGGUAAAACAUAUAAUACACAUUCUGAUUUUACUAAUGUAACUCCAACCAUAACAUCCCACUUAAGUAGACAAUUACAUCUUAACAAGGAUCAUCCUAUCGGUAUAUUGAGGGAAUUGAUCGAAAAGAAAUUAAAUUCUGUAGAUAAGUCUUUUACCACUUUCAACAAUUUUAAACCUGUGGUCACCAAAUUUCAAAAUUUUGAUUCUCUUGGCUUUCCUGAAAACCAUCCAGGUAGAUCAAAAUCUGAUACAUACUAUAUUAAUGAAAACUAUCUUUUAAGAACACACACCUCUGCUCAUGAAGCAGAAUGUUUUCAGCAGAUCAAAGAAGGUUUAGAUGCAGAAUCUAAGGGAUACUUAAUCUCUGCAGAUGUUUAUAGAAGAGAUGAAAUUGAUAGAACACAUUAUCCUGUGUUCCAUCAAAUGGAAGGUGCAAGGAUUUGGAAACGUAAUAACUCUGAACUUUUACAAAAUGAUCUUAACAAAUUAGAAAAGGUAUUGACUGAGUCACAAAAGAAUAUUGUCCUAAAAUGUGUUAGAGACGAUCCAGAGAUUGAUCCAGUGGAGAAUCCUAAACAAACGUACAUGAGUGAUCAGGAGGUCAUUUUAUGUUCUAAACAUAUGAAGAGAUCUAUUGAAUUGAUUAUAUCCGAAGUGUUUAAUAGGAAAGUACAAAGCAUGAAGGACGAAAAAUUGGUUCCAAAAGAAUUAAAAUAUAGAUGGGUCAAAGCUUAUUUCCCUUGGACUACACCAUCUUGGGAAAUCGAAGUUUGGUGGCAGAAUGAUUGGUUAGAAGUAUGUGGUUGUGGUUUAGUACAACAGCAAGUGCUCCUCAAUGCUGGUUUUGAAACAGAUUCUACAAUAGGUUGGGCAUUUGGAUUAGGCUUAGACAGAAUUGCUAUGUUAUUAUUUGAAAUUCCAGAUAUUAGAUUGCUUUGGACAUCAGAUGAAAGAUUCCAUAAACAAUUUAAAUCAGAACAUAUUAAUAAAUUCAAACCAUAUUCUAAAUAUCCAGGUUCUAUUAGAGAUGUUUCAUUUUGGUUACCAAAACAGGAUAAUAAAAAUGUAGGCAAUGUUGUACAGAACAUUGAAGUGCAUACUAACGAUAUAAUGGAAAUUGUGAGAGAUGUUGCAGGUACAUUGGUAGAAAGUGUCAAGUUAUAUGACACUUUUGUACAUCCGAAGACAAAUCAAAAAUCAAUGUGUUAUCGUAUAAAUUACCAAUCGAUGGAUAGAAAUAUUACUAAUGCAGAAGUUAACGAAUUGCAACGUAAAAUUGAAAAGGAACUUGUUAGUAGAUAUAAUGUAAUUUUAAGGUAG